UCCACGCCGCAAUGAUGAUGAUUAUCUUAUGACAGAUAUAUAUAUGUAUAUAUAGCUUCCAUUCAUGAUUAAUUUUUAUCUUGUAAUUGCCUGUUAAUCCUAAAAUUGAGCUGAUCUCUCCCAAUUACCCAACCAAGAACAUAACCUCCCCCGCCAUCAUGUACGGCGACCUGGGAAACAAACUGGUCCAACACGCCAAACGCAUCCAAUCCCUUCCGCACGUCCCCCCUCACCACACAGAGCUCGUGAGCAGCCUCAUCGGCGAAGUCCACGAGCUCAACGCGAACGUCACCCACCUACUCUCCCCUUACGGCGACCAGGACGGCAACACGCCAGCCUUCAACCCGUCCGCCGAUCCGGCCACGGCGUGCGCUCUGCUCGUCAACCACCUGUGCAUGCGCCGCAACAAGCGGUGUCUGUUGGCGUAUCACCGCGUGCGGGUGGAGAAGGUUGAGGAACUGUGUUGGAAAGGGUGGGAUGUGGUGGAUUAUCGGCAGGAGAGGCGGCAGCAGGAACAGCAACGAGGGGAACAAGGUGGUGGUGGUGGGAGUGGGAGUGGGAACGUGUUGAGUCCCGAGGAGGAGGAGUACCUGAGGCUGUAUGGGGAGAUGCUGCUGAGUUAUAAAGGCCAGUGGACGGAUGUGGAUCUCACGGGAAGUUUGGAGCCGCCGCGGGAUCUGUUCAUUGAUGUGAGGGUGCUCAAGGAUGUGGGGGAGGUGCAGACGGAGUAUGGGUCGAUUAAUUUGACGAAGAACAGUCAGUUUUAUGUUCGGCUGGGGGACGUUGAGAAGCUCAUUGCCCAGGGAUAUCUUCAGCGCUUGAGCUGAGUGGACUACAGAGUGGAAUGGGGGAAC
Molecule: messenger RNA, 854 nt
Organism: Coccidioides immitis RS
Lineage: Eukaryota; Fungi; Ascomycota; Eurotiomycetes; Onygenales; Onygenaceae
Product: PSF1 domain-containing protein
Exons: 3
Coding region: 159-827 (222 amino acids)
Biological process (GO): DNA replication; DNA strand elongation involved in mitotic DNA replication
Cellular component (GO): GINS complex
Source: RefSeq, a predicted model, not a curated record